AUGGCGUUGUUAGUACUUAGAGGCGCAGUUGGCACCCACUUGCAUACAACGAACGGGCCAACGUGGCUGACAAAGGCACAUCGACAUACAAUUGAGGCCUCACUUGAGGUCAAAGAGCCGAAGAAAUUCUUUCAAGCCACUCACACAUACUCUGUUAUUGGCGAUCAUGACGAGGUCUUGCGAGUCGAGCGACGGUUGCGCGCCCGAAAAACAGUCGUUCGAAAGUUGGGCCGGUCCUGCACUUUGCAUGAACACCGACCGUUUCUCCCGGUCUACAAGGACUCCAUUCCACCCGGCUUUCACAGCACCGACAAAAUCUUCUUCAUAAUGGUCGCCCACGUGCCACGCACGUUCCAAAAAAUCUGUUGCCGUGAUGUUUGGGUCUUGCUGUUGAAGCGCCUUCAAGUGUUUCUGGGCAGCGCGCGCGAAAAACCUACGGUCGGGCUUGGCGUGGCCCACAUCGUAGGAAAUAUGCACCGACUCGAAAUAUCUCGCCAAGCCAAAGCUCUGCAAAAUCCCAAGCACGCGGUCGUCCGAGUUUGUGGCGGCUAUCAUUUUGAUCCCGUUCCGCGACAACGUCUCCAAGACGGGCAAAACGUCGUCGUACAAAUAGUACGCUUCGCUCGAACCAAAGUGCGCGAGAAGGCGGUCGCAGAGGCGCCGCGACUCGUUGUUCUGGGUGAAGUGCGGAAUAUCGUAGAGCCGCACUAUAAGCUCGGCCCACCAGUCGUUGGUCGAGUGGAUUUCCCCACUGUACUUGCCGUAGUUGGGAUAUUUUUGCACCAUGUCCCGGUACACCAUGGGGAAUUUUUCUUCGAUGCUUUCAAGCGAGAGCGGUAG
This is a messenger RNA of Clavispora lusitaniae ATCC 42720, 840 nucleotides long. NCBI's taxonomy places the organism in Eukaryota, Fungi, Ascomycota, Pichiomycetes, Serinales, Metschnikowiaceae. The record is from RefSeq and is a predicted model, not a curated record.